Molecule: messenger RNA, 5018 nt
Organism: Ostrinia furnacalis (Asian corn borer)
Lineage: Eukaryota; Metazoa; Arthropoda; Insecta; Lepidoptera; Crambidae
Gene: Dg
Product: Dystroglycan
Exons: 28
Coding region: 301-4959 (1552 amino acids)
Biological process (GO): nerve development; morphogenesis of an epithelium; muscle attachment
Cellular component (GO): dystrophin-associated glycoprotein complex; dystroglycan complex; sarcolemma
Molecular function (GO): laminin binding; calcium ion binding
Source: RefSeq, a predicted model, not a curated record
GCCUCGCUUCGCAGCGCAGGGUUCGUGGUGAGGAGUGGACUGUGGAUUCAGGGAAUGAAUAGUGUUGUGUGUGUUAAGUGUAGUGUUUUGUUUAUAAAUUAAAACUCAUUUAAUUUCUUAUUAUUUAUCUUCUAAGUUAGAGCUGAUAAGAAGUUUGGGGUCAAUACAACGCACAUCCUAAUGUUCCUGAGGUAUAAAACUUUACACAACAUUUAAAAGGUGGAAGUUCCUGCCGUCCUACGCGGCUUAUUAAUAAAACAAAUGAAUAUGAUGAGCUUAUGAGACCGCCAGUUGCCAACUAUGGGAGUGGCGACUAUGGAGCGCGCGCGGUACAUAACGUGCGCGCUGCUGCUACUGUGUCCUCUGGCGCUCAGUCGGCACGAUGACGACUUCGCCUUCGACAACAGCGAGGAGUUUCAGGUCGAGCUAACAGCAAACCAUUCAGAAAUAGCAAAAAACGGCCUAAGAAGGUUAUGGGGUGUUCCUGACACAUCGGCCUACGUGGGACAUCUGUUCCGCAUGGAGAUACCUAAGGAGGCGUUCUCCGGCGAAGUAUCGGCUUAUAAGGUCCGCCGCGAGGAUGGCCGACGCAUGCCGACCUGGCUGGCCGUGGACUCGAAGCACGGCCUGAUCAGCGGCAUUCCGCAGCAGACGGACCUCGGACCGCACUCCUUCACCGUCACCGCGCACGGCCGCACCAGAGGCCUUACCGCCACCGACGCGUUCACCAUCGAGGUGAAGAAAGCGGAAGACAAGCCCCACUCCAAAUACGGCACGUGUAAAGGCAACGAGAGGCGCCUGGUCCUCGUGAUCCUCAUCGACGGCGCCUUCCACCAGAUCGCGCCGCGGCAGCGGAUACGCGCGCUCAUGGAGCUCGCCAACUUCAUGGCCCUUGACUGGGACGAAUUCUGGAUGGAGCCAUACAAGACAGAGUUGGCACAGACCCAGACCACGCUCAUGACGGGCCCGGGAACAACUCAGAGGAGGCGUGGAGACGCAACUACUGCUAUUUAUCUGAAUGUUGGUUGUGAAGAGAAGCUCUGGGCCCGACACAAGGUCCUGGUAGCAGGCAUCCGCGAACAGUCGCGCGACGGGACCCUGGCUCACGUACUAAGGCUGCCGGUCCUCGGCUGGCGGCUGACUGCUGUUAAACCGCUGCCCAGGCUUAAGAGACAGUCGAACCUCGACGAAGGCUCCGGCAUCGACGACACCUACGACGACGAAGACGACGGCGACUACAGCGGCUACGACGAGGAUGCCGACGACGACGACUACAGCCAUAUCGACAUCGGACCCGUGCCCGACCUGGUGGCCCCUCCCUCCUCGCAUCCACACCGCCACCACCACGGCGAGCCGCCACACACCACCACCGACACGUUUCAGACCGAGCCCCGGGAGACUACGACUAAGACUACUGACACUCCCACCCCCGCCCCGCCCUCUUCUACCCCUCUCCUCACCACCCAAACCACGCCCACAACCCCCCCACCCCCAACAACCCUCGAAGAAACCACCGCGCGCGAGGAAACCACUCCCGAGGUCGCCUCUACUAAUAUGUAUACCACGGAGGACCACCCAGUGAAGAUAACUCCUUACUCGGAAACCUCAUCGGAGAAUAACAAUGUCAAUUAUACUCAAGAACUGCCUGUCAGCCCAAGGCUUAUUGGUAUAUCGUCCAACUUGAUUCCAGAAAUAAUUCAAACUACCACAGAACUUGAUACGCAAACAAUAACAAUUCGCGAGACGUUCAAACUGCCGCCGCCUUCCUCAUCCGAACUACCGGUCACGGAGACGUCACCAGACGUACCCACUGUACCGGUGUCAUCCACACCGGUACCGACUACGGUGCCGAUACCGGUACCGAUACCACCGGUGGCUAAUACCACGGUGCCCACCACUACAACGGAAGCGUCGACCACGCCCACUGCCCCGCCCACUACCGUUCAGGAGACUACGACACAGGACAUAGUACCUUCAAGCGAAAGGUCGAGCACGAUCGUAGGUCGCACGACAGAAACGGUGACCUUCCCUAUGCCGGUCACCGUCCCGCUGCCGGUCAACCAGCCGCCGACCCUCAAGCACCACAUGAAGAAGCUCGCCAUCACUGCCGGCAAGGCCUUCAGAUACAUCAUCCCAGCAGACUUAUUCACCGAUCCGGAGGAAGGUAGCAAUCUCACGUUCACGAUGUACGAGGCAGAGAAUGUGCCGCUCAGCAAGACUUCGUGGAUACAGUUCAUUCCCUCGGGACGGGAAGUCUAUGGAUUGCCGCUGGAAUCGCACGUCUCCCGCUGGAACUUCAUAGUCGAGGCUCAAGACUCCGAAGGUCUGCUAGCCCGAGGUCCUCUCGACAUCACCGUCCAACAACACAAGAGUGGUAGAACAGUGAACCACCAGUUCAUCAUCACUUUCAAGCUUCUCCGCGACUACAAUAACACCAUCGACUGGCAGAUCAAGGCUUUGGAAGGACUGGUUAAUCUCUUCAGAGAUACGGAUAUGGAUCAUUUGACGGUUCUGAACGCGACCCAGAAUGGGGAUACGUGCGAAUUUGUUUGGACCAACGAUACGCUCCCGAAAGACCCUGCGUGUCCGAUGGAUGACAUCAAGCGGCUUAUGAAGAUCAUGGAAUCCGACUCAGAACCCGGCAGUCCCUCAGCCAGCCUAGCCCGCGCCAUGUCGCCCGAGCUCAAAGUGAGCGGCGUGGCGUGGCGCGGCGUGGGCCCGUGCGCGCCGGGCGUGCCCGCCACCCACGCGCCCGACACCUACCCGCCGGUCACCAGGAACCAGGUCGACCACCUCACGGCCACCGCUGGACAUCUGCUGCUGUAUAAAGUGCCUGAGGACACAUUCUUCGACCCAGAAGACGGCGGUACCCGCAACCUGCACCUAUCUCUCCGCUACAACGACCGGUCGGAACUGCCGGCCGGCCACUGGCUGCAGUUCGACUCGCGCAACCAGGAGUUCUACGGACUACCCGCGCCGGGCGAUGAAGGCCGCGUGCACUACCAACUGGACAUAGUACCUUCAAGCGAAAGGUCGAGCACGAUCGUAGGUCGCACGACUGAGACGGUGACCUUCCCCAUGCCGGUCACCGUCCCGCUGCCGGUCAACCAGCCGCCGACCCUCAAGCACCACAUGAAGAAGCUCGCCAUCACUGCCGGCAAGGCCUUCAGAUACAUCAUCCCAGCAGACUUAUUCACGGAUCCGGAGGAAGGUAGCAAUCUCACGUUCACUAUGUACGAGGCAGAGAAUGUGCCGCUAAGCAAGACUUCGUGGAUACAGUUCAUUCCCUCGGGACGGGAAGUCUAUGGAUUGCCGCUGGAAUCGCACGUCUCCCGCUGGAACUUCAUAGUCGAGGCGCAAGACUCCGAAGGUCUGCUAGCCCGAGGUCCUCUCGACAUCACCGUCCAGCAACACAAGAGUGGUCGAACAGUGAACCACCAGUUCAUCAUCACCUUCAAGCUUCUCCGCGACUAUAAUAACACCAUCGACUGGCAGAUCAAGGCUUUGGAAGGACUGGUCAAUCUAUUCCGAGAUACGGAUAUGGAUCAUUUGACGGUUCUGAACGCGACCCAGAAUGGGGAUACGUGCGAAUUCGUUUGGACCAAUGAUACGCUCCCGAAAGACCCUGCGUGUCCGAUGGAUGACAUCAAGCGGCUUAUGAAGAUCAUGGAAUCCGACUCGGAACCCGGCAGUCCCUCAGCCAGCCUAGCUCGCGCCAUGUCUCCCGAGCUCAAAGUGAGCGGCGUGGCGUGGCGCGGCGUGGGCCCGUGCGCGCCGGGCGUGCCCGCCACCCACGCGCCCGACACCUACCCGCCGGUCACCAGGAACCAGGUCGACCACCUCACGGCGACCGCUGGCCAUCUGCUGCUGUAUAAAGUGCCUGAGGACACAUUCUUCGACCCAGAAGACGGGGGAACCCGCAACCUGCACCUAUCUCUCCGCUACAACGACCGCUCGGAACUGCCGGCCGGCCACUGGCUGCAGUUCGACUCGCGCAACCAGGAGUUCUAUGGACUACCCGCGCCGGGCGACGAAGGCCGCGUGCACUACCAACUGAUUGCUGAAGAUUCAAGCAAGAAGAGCGCCUACGACAGCUUAGUAGUAGAAGUGGUGAAAGCACCAGCCAUUCGCCCUACAGUCGAGUUCCAAAUGACCAUGGACUACCCGUUCCCGCUGCUAGCGUAUGACGCGAAUAACAAGAGGAAGGUGGUGGAGAAAUUGGCAGCGCUCUUUGGUCAGAAGGAGACUGAGAACAUUAGGAUACACAGCAUCACGAAUAACCCUACUACUAUUAUUUGGUACAACACCAGCCUACCAAUGGACAGGUGUCCCAAGAAAGAGAUCGAGGAACUCCGAAAGAUGAUAAUCGUCGACUACCGCGGUUCCGCCGGCGGCGCGCUCAAAGAGAACGUCGACCACGUCUUCGAUAAGGACCUUAAGGUCAUGUCCAUAAGGCUCAUUCCACUCGGCCUGUGCGCGGAACAGAGCACCAAAGUACCCAAGACGACUAUACAAGUACAUCCAGGGUCGUCUUCUAACCAGCAAGGAAGUAAAACAGCGAGUGCCGACAACGGAUACCUAGUGACGUUCAUCAUACCAGCGGUGGUGAUCGUGUGUAUGAUACUGGUGGCUGGCGUCAUAGCGUGCGUGCUAUACCGACGGCGGCGUACAGGCAAGAUGAGCGUCGGCGACGAGGAGGAGAGGCAGGCCUUCCGCUCCAAGGGCAUCCCCGUGAUAUUCCAGGACGAGCUGGAGGAGCGUGGGGACACCGAACCCGUUCAUAAGAGCCCCGUCAUCAUGCGGGAAGAGAAGCCUCCUCUGCUGCCGCCGGCGCCCGACUACCGCGCCGGGGACGACGCGCCAUACCGCCCCCCGCCGCCCUUCGCCGCCACCCGCACGCCCCCUCGGCCCAAGGCCACGCCCACUUACAGGAAACCUCCCCCGUACGUACCGCCUUAAGACACUGCCUCACUUAAUUAAGUAUAGCAAGUAGAACGACCGCGUUUCGAGGUUCGAAC